CGGUAUUGGUUUUUCCAAAACGGUGUGCUUUCAAGGAGUCUAAAUCCCUUUCAAAUCUCGUCUGAUCAUCUCUGAAAACAAGCCUGCUAAAUCCCUUAACGCAAAGCCAUUAGUACGUUCCCGAUCUUUAUCCAGAUCUGUGAGUUUACUUUUGAUUUUUUAAAAUACAAAAUCCAGUGUUGAAGACGAUGAGGGCCAAAACGCAGAGCCAGAGCAAGUUCAUGAAGAUCAUUAAAACACCGAUAAGAGCGCUCGGCAAGGCGAGGGAUCUCUACGUUCGGAGUUUGACGGGGUGUGCGACGAGAUCAAACUAUGGCGCUAAUUACGGCGCGGAAUUGCCAAGGAGUUUUAGCACCAGCGUGGUGAGUUCGGUGAGUGCUAACGACGAUGAGGAUUACAGGGAGCUUGUGAGAGCAGCGUCGGUGAGGGGUCUAGGUCACGAGAAUGAGAUGAAGAUGGUUUUAGAGCAACAGUUAAGACAGGAGGCGGCGUUGAUUGCGGCGGCCGGAUCUAAUGGGAGGUUGCCGAAGAGUUGUAGCGUAGGGAUGGGGAGGAUUGAUGAGGAUAAGGCUUGUGAAUUUGGAGAUGAUGAUAAACUUGUUGUGGAUGGAAAGGAGCCGGUUUAUCCGCGGAGUAGAAGCUACGCAGUGUCGAAGAGAAGCGGCGGCAUGUUUGGAUUGUGAUCGCAUCGGAAAUUGCAGAAAUCG
Molecule: messenger RNA, 707 nt
Organism: Carica papaya (papaya)
Lineage: Eukaryota; Viridiplantae; Streptophyta; Magnoliopsida; Brassicales; Caricaceae
Source: RefSeq, a predicted model, not a curated record